Molecule: messenger RNA, 1266 nt
Organism: Aspergillus aculeatus ATCC 16872
Lineage: Eukaryota; Fungi; Ascomycota; Eurotiomycetes; Eurotiales; Aspergillaceae
Exons: 4
Coding region: 1-1266 (421 amino acids)
Source: RefSeq, a predicted model, not a curated record
AUGCUGAACAGGCCACAGAGGUUACGAUCGAUCAGCCAAGUAGUCUCAUUCACCAGGAGAUAUAUGUCUCGUUUUCGCGUUGUUGAGCACACAGCCCGGUGUCAAAAUGUCCGGGAGCGUCUGGGUGCUGUGAAAGCCGGGCAUGAGAAUGAGCUGAAACUUGUUGUCAAGCAGUACAUCCCACUUGAUAACCCUUCUCCGCAAGAAGGAGAUAUCACGAUAAUUAAGGCUCAUGCAAAUGGUUUUCCAAAGGUACUCCGAAGUCACAAAAGACGCAUUCGAUCCAUUUGGAUCGCGGAUGUUGCUCAUCAGGGACAGAGCGGUAUCUUAAAUGAAGCAUUUAUAGGUCAUGAUCCUGACUGGUUUGAUCAUGGACGCGAUCUUCUUUCCAUCAUCAACCACUUUCAAGACCAGAUCCCGCGGCCGCUUAUUGGGAUCGGUCACAGCAUGGGCGGGAUGCAACUCUCAUCUCUCACUGAUGCACCCAUCGUUAUUCGAAGGUCUUGUCUGACCGAUCCUGUGAUCCAGCGCGAGAACCCCGGCCGCAAAUACGCCGAGGCGUCCACGUACCGACGAGACCUGUGGCCCUCACGUCAACAAGCAAUCGAAAAGUUCCAGACCAGUCCAUUCUACCAGGCAUGGGAUCCCCGCGUGUUCGCGAAAUGGAUCCAGUACGGACUCCGAGAUCUCCCCACGCCACAGUAUCCCAUCACCAAGGAGACCGGGCCGUCUGCCGUAACCUUGACUACGACGAAGGCACAAGAGCUUUUCUACUACACGCGACCGUCAUACCUCGACGAGCGAUCCGGUCUCCCUCGCGGCUAUCCCGAGGAAGAAAUGCACCCCGACGACGUCGACGAAACUUAUCCGUUCUAUCGCCCUAACCCCGCCUGGAUGUUUCGGCGAUUGCCGGAGUUGAAGCCCGCUAUUCUCUAUCUAUUUGGGGACCAGUCGGAUCUGUCUUUGCCGACCGCCCGUCGCGAGAAGGUGGAGUGUACUGGCACGGGUGUCGGAGGCAGUGGCGGCGCGGCUCGUGGACUGGUUCGAGAGGUCGUUCUUCCUUGCGGUCAUAUGGUUCCCAUGGAGCGUGUUCUGGAAAGUGCCAAGGCCAGUGCUUCCUUCAUUCCCGCUCGGUUAUCGGCUUGGGAGCUGAAGGUUUCACGGUUUCGCGAGGCUUGGGAGCGAGUGCCCCAUUUGGAUCAGGUCAGCGUUGACCGGCAAUGGGAGAGGGGAAUCGGUGCUUUACCUAUAAGGUCUAAGGUUUGA